AUGCCCCCUCCUCCACCGCAGCAACUGAGCGCCGCGCCCUCUUCGGGCGCGAGCGCACCCUCACAACGAGUGCAGCUGGCCCAGGGCUGCCGAAGUCUGGAUACGAGUUACCGGAAGAUUCACAAGAUAUCCGAAGGCACGUACGGCAUUGUCUUUCGCGGACAGUGCCUGUACGGAAAUCGCGAGAUUGUCGCACUGAAGCAGUUGAAGUGUGUGAAAUCGCAAACCUCCGGUUUUCCGCUGCAGGCGUUGCGAGAGAUCACGAUUUUACAGCAGCUGCAGCACCCGAACAUCGUGAAAGUGUACGAAGUCGUAUCGGUUUCAGGCGGUGGGCCCGGCACGAUUGAGGAGAGUCUCGCGGGCACUUUCUGCCUGGUUAUGGAGUACAUGCCCCACGAGAUUUGCAACCUGCUCAAAAUCCACAGCUUCACCUACUACGAAAUCAAGAAUCUCACCGAGCAGCUCCUUUCCGCGGUGGCGCACUUGCAUAAGAACUACAUCACGCACCGAGACAUCAAGAGCAGCAACCUACUGUACGCGAAUCGGAACGGCGUGUUGAAGCUCUGCGACUUCGGGUUAGCCAGGCGAUUCGGCAAUCCAAUCUUUCGCAACGGCGAAGACGAGCCGAUUGCACAUCCUCCUCCACCUCCACCUGCCGCAGUUCCGCCCGCGCAGAGUAAUGGUCGGAGAUCCGGGAGAAAUAGGGAUGAUCAGGACGACAGCGAAGAUUCCUCGUCAGAGCUGGACGUCGAAAGAGACGAAUUGCGACGCCAAGUCAAGGAACAAAGACAAAUGCUGGAAGAACUUCGGAGAAAAAACAACGCAAGCGAGCAGGCGCAAUCAGCGAAAAACAAAAGUACUAGCGCCGGCAACACAUCAAACAAAUCAGGAAAUAACAAACUUUUCACUUCCGCUAGCACGACCAGCAUUCGCUACACGACCCCCGUGGUGACUUUGUGGUACCGCAGUCCGGAACUCUGCUUGGGGGCGAAAGUCUACGAUCCGCGCGCCGUCGAUAUGUGGAGUGUGGGCUGCGUCGUCGGAGAGCUGGUAAAGGGUUUGCCGAUUUUUCAGGCGCAGAGCGAGAGUGAGCAAUUGCGCAACAUCUUCCGCGUCACGGGGAAGCCCGAUUUGCAGGUCGAUCCCUGGUGGCGAAGGUUUCACCAGUUGCGAUGCAGUUCGAAAAAAUCCGCUGCCUCCGCCUUGGGCGGCAAGCAGGCCGCCGGCGCUUCCUCUACUUCCUCAACGAACAACCAAGAACGGUCCGAGCGGUGGCCGCCGGCGAUCGCUUUUGAGAAGCUGGAAAUGGUCGGGUGGCGGAAGUUUCUCUUCCCCCCGAAAUUCAACCCGGACGUCGAGAAAAAGAAGGAGGAGCAGAAAAAGAAAAAUGUGACGGAGGCGAUGCGGGAGCGGCUGAUCCGGGACGCGAAAAGCGAGAAAUCGAUUUUCCAAGAUUUUAACAACCGGUCGCCGGACUCACCCCGCUCCUCGUUGGACCCUGACAGCGAUGAGGAGAAAAAAGACGGAUCGCAGGACGAGGAGGACGAAGACGCCUGGAAACUCAAGCCUGCGGAGGACGCGGACGAAAGCUUGAUUCCCCACGAAAACAACGAGGAAGAAGAUUUCCAUGCGAACUUGUGCCGUUUGAUCGAUUUUUUCGUGGCGAUUUGCGAGGUGCAGCCGGACAAGCGGGCGACCGCGGAACAGUGCUUGCAGCACCCCUUUCUCACCGAGGGCAGAAAGCUGAAGGCCUUUCUGAUGCCGACGUUCCCGGAGACCAACGACGCCACGCACGGCGCCCCCGUGCCGGCCGCCCAGCCAGCGCGUCCGACAAUCAGAAACGCGAACCCGGCGGCCACGGGGAACAGGGCCGGUGCGCACCAGACGGGACCGACCAGGGGCGGGACCACUGCGUCUAACAACCCGUACCGAACAGUGAAGGAACUGAACACGGUGACCCGCAUGUCCUCGGGUUUGUCCGAGGGCGGGCAGAUGGUAAAGCCGGUGCCGAUUCGCCCCCACACGACCGGCAGCCACUUGGAGCCCAACGCGAAGCGGUUAAGGGUGGUAGACGCCAUGGGGCGGGUGGAGUACCGUCCCCAGGUACGACUACCGCUGCCCCCACACACCGGGCAAAGACGGCAGGAGCUGGUGGCUCCGCCCGUGCCACAGCGACCACCCGCACCAAAACCGACGGGGCCGCGGAUGACGCAAAAUCCGCUGAUUCAAUUCAAAAGCCGCCGCUGAGAGGGAUCGUGGUCGAAAUGUGUCUGGCCACGUCUUUCUUCUGAAGAAGGGCUGUCGACAUUGCUUGUGCUCUCUUUUUAUCACGCGACUCGCACUAACUCACACAAGUAUGUGUCACGACAUGAUCAUGUUGUUUACAUACUCAGG
This is a messenger RNA of Amoebophrya sp. A120, 2394 nucleotides long. The record is from the annotation of a GenBank genome assembly. Lineage: Eukaryota; Dinophyceae; Syndiniales; Amoebophryaceae.